This is a messenger RNA of Gigantopelta aegis, 1661 nucleotides long. Its product is annotated as tubulin beta chain-like. Bases 231 to 1661 code for a protein of 476 amino acids. The transcript has 4 exons. Gene Ontology annotation, biological process: mitotic cell cycle; microtubule cytoskeleton organization. The record is from RefSeq and is a predicted model, not a curated record. Gene Ontology annotation, cellular component: microtubule; cytoplasm. NCBI's taxonomy places the organism in Eukaryota, Metazoa, Mollusca, Gastropoda, Neomphalida, Peltospiridae. Gene Ontology annotation, molecular function: structural constituent of cytoskeleton; GTP binding; GTPase activity.
CACAACAAAUACGUCCACAUAUUUUUCACCGGGGUCAAGUCGCUUCCCAUUUAUUAAUGUUAGUUGGAGACAGUCAAAAUGCGUGAGAUUGUUCUAUGCAUGAUAGGACAAUGUGGUCUCCAAGUUGGAUCAAAAUUUUGUGAAGUGAUAUCUGACGAUACUGACCGCAGUGUUUGUUUUUCCAGUUUUGUGAAGUGAUAUCCGACGAGCAUGGCCUUGACCCCAAUGGGAUGUACUAUGGCGAUUCCGAUCUUCAGCUGGAGCGAAUCAACGUCUACUACACAGAGGCGAUGGGUGGUAGAUUUGUUCCUCGUACUAUUCUCGUUGACCUUGAGCCCAGUAGUAUGGACGCCAUUAGGUCAUCACCUUAUGGCCAGCUCUUCCGUCCAGAGAGCUUUAUUUUCGGCAAGUCUAGUGCUGGGAACAACUUUGCUAAGGGACACUACACAGACGGCGCGGAAUUGAUGGAGUCGGUUCUUGACGUGACACGAAAAGAAGCAGAAGGAUGCGACUGCCUGCAGGGAUUUCAGAUAACUCACUCGAUAGGGGGCGGCACUGGUUCCGGUAUGGGCUGCUUACUCAUGAACAAGCUUCGCGAAGAAUACCCAGACCGAAUCAUCAACUCAUUUUCCGUGAUCCCAUCUCCAAAAGUGUCUGACACUGUGGUGGAACCCUACAAUGCCACUCUCAGCAUUAACCAGCUGAUAGAGAACUCGGAUGAAACCAACUGCAUUGAUAACGAGGCUCUGUACGACAUCUGUUUCCGCACCUUAAAGCUCUCUGCGCCAACCUACGGCGACUUGAAUCAUCUGGUGUCUGUCACCAUGUCCGGCAUUACCACUUGUUUCCGCUUUCCUGGUCAACUGAACGCUGAUCUUCGUAAACUGGCAGUCAACAUGGUUCCAUUCCCACGUCUCCACUUCUUCAUGCCAGGCUUUGCUCCACUCACCUCCCGUGGAAGUCAGCAGUACCGCGCCAUUACUAUUCCAGACAUUACCCAGCAGCUGUUCGAUGCCAAGAACAUGAUGGCUGCCUGUGAUCCACGUCACGGUCGCUACCUCACUUGUGCUGUCAUCUUCCGUGGCCGCGUAUCCAUGAAGGAGGUUGAUGAGCAGAUGCUGAACAUCCAGAACAAGAAUAGUGCCUACUUCGUCGAAUGGAUUCCCAAUAACGUGAAGACAGCCGUCUGCGACAUCCCACCACGUGGUCUCAAGAUAUGUGGUACAUUUCUCGGCAACAGCACCGCAAUCCAGGAACUUUUCCGACGAAUCUCCGAGCAGUUUACGUCCAUGUUCAGGCGAAAGGCUUUCCUCCACUGGUACACUGGUGAGGGUAUGGACGAGAUGGAGUUCAGUGAGGCAGAGUCCAACAUGAACGACUUGGUCUCUGAGUACCAGCAGUACCAGGAUGCCACCGCCGAUGAUGGACUACCAGAUUACCAUUAUUAUGGAGAGGGUCCUGCUGAUGAAGAUGAAAAUUUGCAUACAGCCACGCCCGAGCACAGACUCUCCGUGUCCGGGCACAGACUCUCCGCGUCCGGGCACAGACUCUCCUCGUCAGGGCACAGACUUCCUGAAUACGAUACAGAGAGUGUCGCUGAUACAGUUGAAGAUUUCCCUACAACCUCGCCCGGGCACGGACCCCCUCAACACCACAGAUGA